Messenger RNA from Myotis davidii, 926 nucleotides. It is a transcript of the gene CELA3B, whose product is annotated as chymotrypsin like elastase family member 3B. Bases 37 to 852 code for a protein of 271 amino acids. The record is from RefSeq and is a predicted model, not a curated record. The transcript is spliced from 8 exons. NCBI's taxonomy places the organism in Eukaryota, Metazoa, Chordata, Mammalia, Chiroptera, Vespertilionidae. Gene Ontology annotation, molecular function: serine-type endopeptidase activity. Gene Ontology annotation, biological process: proteolysis.
GCUCUGGGCCUCUUUCUUAUCAUCUCAAAACGCACCAUGCUCCGGCUGCUGAGUUCCCUCCUCUUGGUGGCCCUCGCCUCGGGCUGUGGCCGACCUUCUUACCACCCUUCCACCCGGGUGGUCAAUGGCGAGGACGCGGUCCCCUACAGCUGGCCCUGGCAGAUCUCCCUGCAGUAUGAGAAGAACGGAGCCUUUCACCACACCUGUGGUGGCACCCUCAUUGCCCCCGAGUGGGUCAUGACUGCGGGCCACUGCAUCUCGAGCUCCAUGACCUACCAGGUGGUGUUGGGAGAGUAUGACCGGGCUGAGGAUGAGGGCCCCGAGCAGGUGAUCCCCAUCAACUCUGAGGAUCUCUUCGUGCACCCACUCUGGAACCCCAACUGCGUGGCCUGUGGCAAUGACAUCGCCCUCAUCAAGCUGUCACGCCCCGCCAAGCUGGGAGACUCAGUCCAGCUCGCCUGCCUCCCUCCUGCCGGUGAAUGCUCUCUACCCCCCCUCCCCCCCAUGACCCCUCACUCAGCGCUCUCUACCCCCACAGCUGGCGGGCCACUCCCUGACAAGCUGCAGCAAGCCCUGCUGCCCGUGGUGGACCACAAGCGCUGCUCCAAGUGGGACUGGUGGGGCAGUGCCCUGAAGGAGACCAUGGUGUGCGCCGGCGGGGACAUCCGCUCCGGAUGCAACGGUGACUCUGGAGGACCCCUCAACUGCCCCGCCGCCGAUGGCUCCUGGCAGGUCCACGGUGUGACCAGCUUCGUUUCUGCCUUCGGCUGCAACACCCGCAAGAAGCCCACCGUGUUCACCCGUGUCUCAGCCUUUAACGACUGGAUCCAGGAGACCAUGGCCAGCAACUAGAACCAAGGCCUGGGUGGAAGGACGGAUCCACACUCUUCGCAAAAAAAAUAUUAAAGAUCUCUCAGAAAAUUCCA